UCAGCGUGGCCGGCCAUGGCGUCCCGCCUCGCCGGCCUUCUCCUCCUCCUCCUCCUCUGCUUGGGGCGCGCCUCGGCGGCCCCGGAGCUGCUCCACGAAGAGGUGAAGCGGACGAUCGACCUCGGCACGCACCUGGCCAAAGUGACGGCCGAGCUGAGCUUGGCCAACCCCGCGGGGAGCUCCGGGGCUGCCGCCUCCUUCCUGCUGGCUUUGGACCCCGGCCUGGAGAGCCGCCUGGCGUACCUGGGGGUGCAGGUGAAAGGUGAAGAAGAGGAGGAGAAUACUUUGGAGGUGAAGGAGACAAAGGUUAAAAGUAAAAGUGGAAGAUUCUUCACUGUAAAACUGCCAUCUCCUCUGGCUCCAGGAGCAAAAAUUCGCUUAUCUGUUGAAACAGUUUUCACUCAUGUCCUGCAGCCGUAUCCUACGCACAUCACCCAGGCAGAGAAACAGUUUGUAAUUUUUGAGGGCAAUCACUAUUUUUAUUCUCCAUACCCAACCAAGACCCAAACUACUCGUGUGAAACUGGCUUCAAGGAAUGUGGAAAGCUACACCAAGCUAGGCAAUCCCAGCCGGUCAGAAGACAUGAUUGAAUAUGGACCCUUCAAAGAUACACCACCAUAUAGUGAGGACACCCUUAAGGUACACUAUGAAAACAACAGCCCUUUCCUAACUAUCACAAGUAUGACACGUGUCAUUGAAGUUUCACACUGGGGUAAUAUUGCCGUCGAAGAGACUAUUGACUUAAAGCAUACAGGAGCUGUGCUCAAAGGGCCUUUCUCUCGAUACGACUACCAAAGGCAGCCAGACAGUGGAAUAUCUUCUGUGAAAUCUUUUAAGACUAUUCUUCCUGCCGCUGCUCAGGAUGUCUAUUACAGAGAUGAAAUUGGCAAUAUAUCGACCAGCCACCUUCUUAUCCUGGAUGACUCUGUGGAGAUGGAGAUUCGGCCUCGUUUCCCCCUGUUUGGGGGCUGGAAGACCCACUACAUCAUUGGUUAUAACCUGCCUAGCUAUGAAUACCUCUUUAAUCUUGGUGAUCAGUAUGCUCUGAAGAUGAGAUUUGUUGACCAUGUGUUUGAUGAGCAAGUUACAGACUCACUGACCGUGAAGAUAAUUCUUCCAGAAGGUGCCAAGAAUAUCCAUGUGGAUAGUCCAUAUGAAAUCAGCCGGGCUCCAGAUGAGCUUCAUUAUACCUACUUGGACACAUUUGGCCGCCCGGUUAUUGUAGCACACAAAAGCAACUUAGUAGAGCAGCACAUCCAGGAUAUUGUGGUGCACUACAACUUUAACAAGGUCCUGAUGUUGCAAGAGCCUCUACUGGUAGUUGGAGCCUUUUACAUCCUGUUUUUUACCGUGAUCCUCUAUGUGAGGCUUGACUUCUCCAUCACUAAGGAUCCAGCGGCAGAAGCUAGGAUGAAGGUUGCCUGCAUUACAGAGCAAGUUCUUACCCUGGUGAACAAGAGGCUCGGUCUGUACCGCCAUUUUGAUGAAUCUGUGAAUAAGUACAAGCAGUCACGGGAUAUAUCCACCCUGAACAGUGGCAAAAAAUCUCUGGAGACCGAACACAAGGCCUUAACCAGUGAAAUAUCUUCGUUGCAAUCAAAACUGAAGGCCGAAGGCUCUGACUUGUGUGACAAAGUCAGUGAAAUUCAGAAACUCGAUGGCCAAGUUAAGGAGCUGGUUCUGAAAUCCUCUGUGGAGGCCGAGCGGCUGGUAGUUGGCAAGCUGAAGAAGGAUACAUACAUAGAGAACGAGAAGCUGCAUUCCAACAAGCGGCAGGAGCUGAUCACCAAAAUCGACAACAUCCUGGAUGCGCUAUAACGUGGAAAUUAAAAAGUUUUU
Messenger RNA from Euleptes europaea (tarantolino), 1839 nucleotides. RefSeq names its product ribophorin I (gene RPN1). The record is from RefSeq and is a predicted model, not a curated record. The transcript is spliced from 10 exons. Lineage: Eukaryota; Metazoa; Chordata; Lepidosauria; Squamata; Sphaerodactylidae. Bases 16 to 1818 code for a protein of 600 amino acids. Gene Ontology annotation, cellular component: oligosaccharyltransferase complex; membrane.